AUGUCAAACUUACCAACAAAUUGUGUUCCUAAUCCGUUCAAAGUUCCAGAUGUCACCAUUCAUGAAGCAACAGAUAACAGUUCAGAAAUAGUGAGCGAUUUAGACAGAGGAAGAGAUACAGAUUCUGAUGCAUUGAGUUCUGUUAACCUCUUAGAUAUGAAUCCGGAAAGAGGACUUAGUGAUGUACUAUCUCGUAGUGGCUUAGGAAAUUCUGUUUCCAAUGUAACACUACAUAAAGAACCAAAAUCUGGUUUUGGAUUGGUAUUAGUUGAUGGUGAGCGCACUAGUUUAGAUCAACCUGGUGUGUCGUGA
Heterobilharzia americana is the source of this 312-nucleotide messenger RNA. The record is from the annotation of a GenBank genome assembly. Lineage: Eukaryota; Metazoa; Platyhelminthes; Trematoda; Strigeidida; Schistosomatidae.